AUGGUUACUGAGGCAGCAGCGCCGAUUACUGUGGCCAGGGUUGUCAACAGGGCCCCUGCACCGGUGGCACUACUACACCUUCCAUCCCAAGUGGAGAUGGCUCCGUGGCUGACAUCGUCACACCGGACUUCUUUAACGGAAUCAUUAACCAGGCUUCUUCAGACUGCGCCGGGAAGAAAUUUUACUCUCGCAAUGGCUUUCUUGAUGCUGUCAAGUCGUAAUCCGGCUUUGAUUGAAGAGAUAAAUCGUGGCACCUACUGCGAUACCACAAGUACUGACUAUCCGUGCAACCCCUACGGUCGCGGACCACUCCAACUAACAUGGAAUUACAACUAUGGAGCAGCCGGAAACAGCAUUGGUUUUGACCGCUUAAACUCCCCGGAAACCGUGGCCUCAGACCCCGUUGUUGCAUUUAAGACUGCCUUGUGGUUUUGGAUGAACAAUGUCCGUCCAGUUCUAAGUCAAGGAUUUGGUGCCACCAUUCGAGCCAUUAACGGCGAGGUUGAAUGUGAUGGGAAAUUACCUGAUGCAGUUCAAGCUCGCACCAACUAUUACAAAGAUUACUGCAACCAACUUAAUGUUAAUCCUGGCGGCAAUCUCUAUUGCUAA
Messenger RNA from Malus domestica (apple), 609 nucleotides. Lineage: Eukaryota; Viridiplantae; Streptophyta; Magnoliopsida; Rosales; Rosaceae. The record is from RefSeq and is a predicted model, not a curated record.